AAAAGACUCUAUUUUGACAAAUCGAUACAUACACACGACAGAAGUUGAUUAAUACCCAUACCCACAAAUCUAACCCACCUUGAGGGGGGAGAGAGAGAGAGAGAGAGAGAGAGAGAGAGAGAGAGAGAGAUGAGUUUAUGGAAUAGCCAUGGAAGGGGUUUAAGCUUUCACCACCAAGCUCCAAGCUUCAUUGAAUGGCUUAAACCUUCAUCUUCUUCUUGUUCUUCUUAUCCUUCUUCGUUGCCUUCGUCUUUGUUGUCCCUUGUGACCAAACAGAUUCUACUUGGGGAUUACCAGACAAACAUGUCUGAAAGGUCUUUGUUCUAUCAAUCGCAAGAAGAAUCCGAAGGGGGAAAAAUCCAGUGCUUGCCGCUUCUGAACAAGCUGAUGGAGAAAACCCCUGAAUCCAAUCAACACAGGAACAUCAAAGAAGCUUUCGAGGUCGAAGGAGGGAAGGUCACAGUGGCUCUCCACAUUGGACUUCCCAAUUACGAUCGUAAUAUUGUCUCUGAAGAUGAUUCUGAUACCACUAUCAAGAAAGAAGAUGGUGGUGAUGGUGAUGGUGAUGAUGGUGAUGAUGAUGAUGACGAUGGAGUGACGAUGAAGAGGAGGAAGAUCAUGAGCUUUGAGAGUGAUUUGGAUUUGGAUGUUUCAGGGAAAAGGUUUUGGAUCCCAAGUCCUGCUCAGAUUCUCAUAGGGCCAACGCUUUUCGCUUGCUCUAUUUGCAGCAAGACCUUCAAUAGGUACAAUAACAUGCAGAUGCAUAUGUGGGGGCAUGGAUCCGAAUUCCGAAAGGGGCCCGAGUCACUGAAGGGCACGACACAACCGGCGGCAAUCCUACGUCUGCCGUGCUAUUGCUGUGCCGUGGGUUGCAAGAACAACAUCAACCAUCCACGAGCCAGGCCCCUGAAAGAUUUCCGUACACUCCAAACGCAUUACAAGCGAAAGCACGGGUCCAAGCCCUUCUCCUGCAGGAAAUGCGGAAAGGCGCUGGCCGUGAAAGGAGACUGGCGAACCCACGAGAAAAAUUGCGGGAAGCUUUGGUAUUGCACUUGCGGGUCCGAUUUCAAGCACAAGAGGUCUCUUAAGGACCACAUUAGGUCGUUUGGGAAAGGACAUUCUCCUCACCCUUCUCUUCUUGUCGACGGGUUCGAGGAGGAGAAGGAAUGUGUCACUGCCGAGUGAAUUUGCCCGGGCCGGGUAUGCGAUAUCUUGACCGGUCUAUCGAUCAUCAAAUCGGUAAGGUGCUCUUUAAAAAAGGUCUGAAUUUUCUUAUGUUGCUCCUAUCUAGGGUUCACACUACAUAAAAACUCAAGUCUACUAAAGAAUUUCUAUCUUUGCACAAGGAAGAAAUUCUUUGUUAGACUCGAUUUAUCGACUAACAAAUAUUGUUUUCAAAGAUGAUGGAGCAACAUUUUGAAAUUCAUGAUCCUUUUUUCUUGAUGCUUUAACCGACGAAAUAAGCAUAUAAUUAGAUGUCGGUCCAGAUAUCGAAACCCGGUCUAUCUAAGCAUUUUCUUUUCUUUUUUCAUGGGUUUGAAGAUUGGUGUGUUAGCUAAUUAUAUAACCCAUAUUAGGGUUCUUGGUUUGGUGUGGGAUUUUGAUCAAAGGCAACUAAAAAAAAGCUCAUGCUCACUAACAAAAAGUUCUCUUUCACAAGGGAUCUAUUUGUAGGGGAGCAUUGGCGGGUUGGUCAAUUAAUCCCUUAAUUAUCCUCUAGUAAUCAAUAAUUUAUAAUAAUUAGGUUUUUUAGUUAUCUAUCUAAUAAGAGUGAGUGUCUUCAAGUGGUGAAGCACGUGAAUUUUCUGGUCUCUCUCUCUCAUGUAUAAUGUAUCCACGUAUACGGCUUUGUAUGCUUCAUAGUGGAGGAGAAAAUUCGUGUGCUUCAUCAUUAUAUGAUAAUCCUCAUUAGAGACUUUUGUGUUGUGUGUGUGUAUAUAUAUAUAUAUAUAUAUAUAUAUAUAUCUGUAAACCCUAAUA
Molecule: messenger RNA, 1980 nt
Organism: Tarenaya hassleriana
Lineage: Eukaryota; Viridiplantae; Streptophyta; Magnoliopsida; Brassicales; Cleomaceae
Product: zinc finger protein WIP3
Exons: 2
Coding region: 130-1185 (351 amino acids)
Biological process (GO): regulation of gene expression; anatomical structure development
Cellular component (GO): nucleus
Molecular function (GO): DNA-binding transcription factor activity
Source: RefSeq, a predicted model, not a curated record